AUGAUUAAAUUUUUAGUUAUUCCAAACAAACCCCAAACAACUCCAGACAACCCCGAGUUUAAAUUAAAAGGAGUUUCACAAGUUGAAGUAAAAGCCAGUCCAGAACAAAUCGAAGAAAAUGAACAAAACAAUGAAAAUGAAGAAUUGUCUGAACAACAAUUACAAUUAAAAUUACAACAAGAAAGUUUGCAACAAAAGAAGGCCACAAAACAACAAAACGGAAAGGAAAUAAAAAAGAAAAAUAAGAAAAAGAAUAAAAAGAAAAAUAAAAAGGGGGAAAUGGUUUUGGAGGAAGAAUUUAAUGAAUUGACUAAUUUGGAGGAAUUUGCUAGGAUUGAUGAACAAACGAUUUGUGAUGCUAUUGCUUGUGAUUUUGAGACAGGUGAAAUGAUGAAUAAUACUGUAGUAUAAUUAACUGAGUUUGAACGGAUAUUCCGGGGCUGCGAGUUUCGGUGUUUUUUUG
Molecule: messenger RNA, 463 nt
Organism: Meloidogyne enterolobii
Lineage: Eukaryota; Metazoa; Nematoda; Chromadorea; Rhabditida; Meloidogynidae
Source: the annotation of a GenBank genome assembly